CUCAGACAGCUUUGAAAGCUUUCAACUACUUUGUAGUAGUUUUGAAGCCUAAAACAAAGUGCAAAAUAUUUGGGUUUCCUGUUUAUAAGGAAACUUUUCUGAAUAACUAAUAUGCCACUAAUUGCUGCAGAAGUGGGUUAUGCUCAAGAAGUCUGGACUCACCUGACAGGGAAUCCUGCUGCACUGAUGGUGAUGGCUUCAACUAUUCCACAUGCCUGAAGCUGGCUGAGAACCUGAGGCAUAAAUUGGGAGGGUUUAGGUGACACUCUGUGGGAGCUGCUCCUCUCUUGGGGUAUCCACACCCUGACUGACCGAAUGCAGCAGCACGUGAAAAGCCAGUGGGGGGUAUUUUAAUACUAUUUUCUCAUUAUUUUAACAUUACUGUGCACUCAGCAAAUUCUAUGAGUGUUUAAAGCCAAGGCAGCAACACUCCAGCUGCUUGUUUUCCCAUCAGAUGAGGGUCUCUAGUUACAGCUCUGCUCCCAGAGUCCUCAGCUGAUCUCAUCCAACUUGUCCUGCACUCCAGGAGCAAGCAAAGCUUUGUUUUGAAGAUCCCUGUGAGCCCAGGGCUGCUGAGCACUCAGAUCACCCUCAUCUCUUUGAGGGCUGGGAGGGCAGCACCCCAAAUAACCCAGGAGUGCCCUGGGAAGAGAAUUUCUACAGCAACACAUAAGUUGCUCCUGGAAGAGCUGCUGUGCUGUUCUGGACAAGGACCAUCAGUGAGUCUGAAGGGGGGUUUUUCUCUGCAGCCUCAAAGGAGAAGCAGCUGUUUCAAAAUGUGCUGUGAGAGGAGGCCCCACAACCUCUCCAGGAAGCUUCUCCGUGAGGAAAAGCUUUGGAAAAGUUACCUCUUCUCUUUUAAAAGUCCUGGCCUUGCAGUCAGCGUUGGGUUUGAUGCAGCGGAUGUAGUGGGGUGUGGUCCUGUUCAAAAUCUGCAUGAGAUGUUCCAGGGAGCUCUGCACAAAACACACACAGGAGGGAUCAGGGACAGUUCCUCCACAGGGAGCUCAGCUCAUCAGGGGUCUUCUGUCAAACCCAGGGAGCUGGUUUUUUUGCUUUACAGACUCAGAGCAAUUCUACAGGGACAACUUGAGCAAAAAAAAAAAUCCACUCUGUGGAUGCUUUCAUCAAAUUGUUGAUGGUAAAUUCAGGAAGUUUCCAAAAAUUAUAGCAGGGCCAUCCGUUGACACCAACCCCUCAAGAGGAACAGGUAAGAAGAAGCCUCAAAAAGGCAGGUGCCCAACUGUUAAAGGUAAAAUGAGAGGGAGUUAAGACCCAGACAAUAUCAGGAGUCUGAAGCUGUUACUGUUUUACAGCUGUUUCAUUUUUACAUCAUUUACUGAUCUUCAUCCAGCUCCUGUUUUCUCAUCUAGUCACGAAGGCAGCAGUGGAAAGCAGGAAGCUGAAGAGGAUGUACCUUGAACUUGGACACCACUGUAACAACAGGAAUGGGAGAGGCCCUGAUUUGGUGAUGGUCCACUUAAUCCUCAGCUGCAAGGUCUAACAAAGGGAUUGUUUGUGCCAGUGAUGGACUGAAAACCAGAGCAAGAACAUUACCCAGCUUUAUACACGGCCUGAAGGAUUUUUUUGGAGCAAGGUCACAAGGCUGAGAUUCAUCCACUGGAUUAGAGAAUUGGAUGUUCCCAAGGUGGAGAAGGCCUGACAAUACCUGAAACACAAUCACUGAGGUUUUUAAAACAGCUCCCCUCCAAGGCAGUGUCCUCUGAGCCUUCCUUAACCCCAGGAACAGGACAAGUCAAAGCAUUUCUGCACCAGAAGAAGCAAACACAUUCCAAACUUCUGUGUGAGUCCCUCGUGCUGCAAUUCCUGAAGGAAAACUGCAGUUCACAGGUGGAGGCUUUUAGUUAAGAUCUAGUAUUUGGCUGUGCAACCCGAUGUGUUGCUGCAGGAGCACCAACCAGCCCCUGCUCUGCACUGACACAGGUUUCCUUCUGCAGCAAUCCCACAGCAGGAGGACACUCCAAACACCCCCAGCAGCCUCGUGGUGUCCCCUCUUUGUACCUGACCUUGAAAACGUUGCUCUGCGUGGAGCGCUCGAUGCCCAGGUGGCACAUGGCAGCUCUGGUCACCUCGAAGCUGUCCUCUGCAAAGCCAAACAAGGGCUGGUUAAAACAGAGCCAUGCACACAAACACAGGCAAGCAGGACACUGCACAGCUCCAGCUCGGCUGGAAUUGUCACAAGACACCAAGGGAGCCAGAGGCAGUUUGGGUAAAUCCCCCAGUACAGGCUGGAGAACCCAGUCCCUGACUCAGUGCUGCCUCUGUGGCUCUCCAGUGAGGCAGCAGGUGCUGAAGCCCAUCCAGAGACGAGACAGUUUCAAAACACAGCCCCAGAGAUACAAAUUCACCAGCCAGAAACAGCCAGGUUGAGUUUUAAGAUUUAGUAGUGCAAACUGAAACUUCAAAAGAGUCCCACUAAUGCAGGUGGCCCUGGGUCACAGGAUUGAACAGGACAUAUUUUUGCCUGCCUUCCUUUACAGUUCCAGCUGUUAUUAAUGGACAGUGAAACUCAUCUUUACCAUCCAAGUUUCUUUCAGGAUUUGGCAGCCAGCGGUACUCAGCCCCUUCUGGAAGGUUCCACUCCAGCCUCUCCUCUGCAGUAGCACCUUUUGUGAUCUGGAGGCAGAAAACAAGGAAAGAUUUGUGGUCUGACGGCAUCGGAGGAGCCGCCAGUGCUUUUGGAAAGGCUGUGACUCAGAGAAGUUUGUACUGCAGCAGAAACGAGAUAGGCUGCUGUCCCCUUCCUGCUUCCUCUGGAAAACUGUGGAGCCAACCCAAGAGGAAGAAAGAAGAAUGUCCCAAAAACAGCUGAAAGAAGCCUUUAUCAGCAACCUGAACGGAACUAGUUUGCUGGAAAUUUCCGUGGGCUUGUCCCUGCCUCCCCUGUGCCUGCUCUGCAGAGGGCUCCUCCUGAUUCUGUACCACCUGCACUAUGGAAAACCUGUAAGUUCAAGGAAACACAGCCUGCUGCUGGACUUCCUGGUGCUGGUAUCUCCUCUGCUGUUCUCCUGCACGGUCUUGUCUCCAGUCCUCUUUUUCGUGCCAGUUCUCCUCGCCGCCUUCUGCGCCGGAAUAUUUUCCAAAAUAUGCAGCCAGAGAAAACAGGAGACCAGAGUGCCCUUGGGGCAAAUUGUAAAAGAGUUCCAGCAGACAUGCUUGGAUCCCGAAUACAUUCCAGCAGUAACCGUGUUCCGUGUCUAUGUCAACGUGCUGACAGCCAUCAGCAUUUUGGCCGUGGAUUUCCCGCAGUACCCCAGGCGAUACGCCAAAGCCGAGACCUACGGCACGGGAGUGAUGGACCUGGGGGUCGGAGCUUUCAUCUUUGGCAACGCUCUCGUUUGUCCUGAGGUGCGACAGAAGCCUCAUGUGACACAGCCCAAGUUUUCCAACCUGGCCAGGCAGCUCUUUUCCGUUUGGCCCUUGGUUUCCCUCGGCGUGGGGCGACUGCUGAGUGUUAAAUCCGUAGAUUACCACGAACACACGUCGGAGUACGGAGUGCACUGGAAUUUCUUCUUUACCUUGGCUUCUGUGAGACUUGCAGCAUCUCUACUUUUAGCCAUAUUUCCUAAAAAUAAGUCUUGGAUCGUGGCUCUAGCUCUGGCUGCACUUCAUCAGCUCAUUCUCAACACUACCUCUCUGAAGACGUUUCUGCUGCACGGGAGCAGCGGCAGGGACAGCAGGGUUGGAUUUCUGGAUGCCAACAGGGAGGGGCUGCUCUCUCUCAUUGGGUAUCUGGCCACCUACCUGGCGAGUGUCCAGGUGGGGCUGUGGCUGCUGCAGUGCAGGAGCUCAGUGAAGGGCUGGCUCGGGGCACUGCGGGUCCUGGCCCUGACAGUCGUGGUGCUGUUCGUGUCCCUCCACGUGUCCCAGGCGCACGCGGACCCCGUGUCCCGCCGGAUGGCCAACCUCUCCUUCUGCCUGUGGGUCAUCGCCCACUCCCUGAUGUUAUUUGUCUUCUUUGUAGCCACUGAUCUCACCUUGGUGUUCACAAAGCUGCUGGUGAAGGGCUCCAGCGUGCCCUGCAGCUGGAGCGUUGGGAAGCCCCCGAAUUCCAACAAAAAGCUCGGAACAGCGGCCGCGCCGGUGGGAAGGGAAGGCGAGCUGCCACACCCCUGCCUGAUCAGUGCCAUUAACAAAAACCAGCUGCUCUUUUUCUUGCUGGCAAAUGUCAUGACCGGUGCUGUGAAUAUCCUGGUAGAUACAAUCCACAGCAAGGCUGCCUUUGCACUGUGCAUAUUGCACUUGUAUAUGUUUGUUAACUGUUUAAUUAUGUCUAUAUUGCACGCCAAAAAUAUAGCAUUAAAGUUUUGGUGAUUUCCACUCUGA
This is a messenger RNA of Chiroxiphia lanceolata (lance-tailed manakin), 4347 nucleotides long. RefSeq names its product phosphatidylinositol glycan anchor biosynthesis class W (gene PIGW). The transcript has 5 exons. The record is from RefSeq and is a predicted model, not a curated record. Gene Ontology annotation, cellular component: endoplasmic reticulum; membrane. Gene Ontology annotation, molecular function: glucosaminyl-phosphatidylinositol O-acyltransferase activity. NCBI's taxonomy places the organism in Eukaryota, Metazoa, Chordata, Aves, Passeriformes, Pipridae. Gene Ontology annotation, biological process: GPI anchor biosynthetic process; protein localization to plasma membrane. The coding region runs from base 2815 to 4335 and encodes 506 amino acids.